Molecule: messenger RNA, 1265 nt
Organism: Cantharellus anzutake
Lineage: Eukaryota; Fungi; Basidiomycota; Agaricomycetes; Cantharellales; Hydnaceae
Exons: 20
Coding region: 111-980 (289 amino acids)
Source: RefSeq, a predicted model, not a curated record
GUGGGUGUGGCAGUCGUGUGUGUCAUUGGAUUGCAUGUUGCCUUCCCUAGCGGUCAGCAUAAGAACUCAUCAGUCAUUCCCAAUUUCAAAUAUCCCCAUAUCUUUGCGCCAUGGCUCCUCUUCCGCACAGCACGUUCGGGGCAUUGAUUAUAUGCACAACUUUCUCUGCUUUUCUCCUUGCAAUCCAACAUUACCAGGUUUACCUUUAUUUGAAAAGAUUUUGGGGAAGAGAUUCCCGAUACUUUCGGUACAAUGUGAUCGUAGUGACAGUGAUCGAUACAUUGCACCAAAUAUUCUGUCUUUAUACGCUGUAUUUGUACCUCGUUGCAUACAUCAGCAGACCCCGACUUUUGCAGCGCUUUACAUGCUCGAUAGCAGCGACUUUGACCGCAGGGCUAGUUCUUAGUUAUCUUGUCCAAAUGUUUUAUGCAAGACGAUGCUGGCUCUUGAAUAAGAAACGGGUGUUCUGGGCCCAUGUACACUUAGGCUUUGGACUAUGGUUCACCGCUGCAACCGUGAUGGUGAAGACAAUUGCAGAGUACAUCAACCUCAAACGCAGAUAUCUUUCCAUUCUUUGUGCUGAGUCUGCUGCUGUUUGCGAUGUUCUUGUCACAUAUGCUGUGAUCAGUCAACUUGCGGGAACCAAGACUGGGUUUAGAUCGACGGAUAGGGGAAUAAAGCGUCUGAUUGCAUUCACCUUUGGCACUGGCACUUUGACCAGCGUGGUGGCCUGCACUGUCGUCGUUGUGUUUUUGACCGGACUUGAUUAUGAAACACUUGGAAUCGGCUUCCUUCUAUGCAGAUCUAUAGCAACAGUUUGCUUGCCUCGCUCAAUCAACGUGGCAACUGGUUUAAGCAUCUUGACCACUUCGAUUCUGAUUGGGUUGAAACUCCCCCAAAUCGAGAAGAAGUGUCCCCCGUCAGCUCAGGUCCCCAGUUCACAUCGCCCAGCUUCUAAUCCUGGAACAAGGGUGGUAUGACCAGACAGCACCUGGUGCUUGUACCAAGUUUUUCCUGAAACUUUCCUACUUGACCGGCUUUUCGCACGGAGAGUGCCCUGAGAACUCUACGGGUCGUUGAGUAGACAAUGCAAUUUGAGGUCGUGAUCCGGGAAAUCACUUUAUAGCCAGCAGGAGCCCAAGUUUCUUUCGGCUUCCAACUAUAAGAUUCCCUGCCCUACCAACUCUCUCUGUUCCCGAGCUGCUUUCCAAAAUCCCCACGGAAGCUGGUGGUGACCAGCCCUAUCAUCUUCAGAGGCAACCGGC